Misgurnus anguillicaudatus (oriental weatherfish) is the source of this 3620-nucleotide messenger RNA. RefSeq names its product UDP-N-acetyl-alpha-D-galactosamine:polypeptide N-acetylgalactosaminyltransferase 18a (gene galnt18a). NCBI's taxonomy places the organism in Eukaryota, Metazoa, Chordata, Actinopteri, Cypriniformes, Cobitidae. The record is from RefSeq and is a predicted model, not a curated record. Gene Ontology annotation, biological process: protein O-linked glycosylation. Gene Ontology annotation, cellular component: Golgi apparatus. Gene Ontology annotation, molecular function: polypeptide N-acetylgalactosaminyltransferase activity.
CUCUUCAGUUCUAUGACGCCGUCAAGCCGUGCGCGCGUGUGGAGCUGCGUUGCCAUACAAACCCGCUGUCCAACAGUGCGGGCAGGCGCGAGAGACAUGAUGCGCGUUUACCGUGACAGCACCGAUACGUUUUGACAUUUUAACUGCCGCAGCUGUUGCCGUUAUAAGAUGUGUUGGCGACGCAAAGGCGAAACGUAAAGCGGUCUUAUAUGGGAAGAGUCGCCGAACGCGUACAGGAUUUGCAUCUGUUUCUGCGCGCGUCCCGCACGUGGGGAUGUCGCGAUGGCAUGCGCGAGGAGAACCAAAACUUUGGUUUCCACGUGCGUGAUUUUAAGCGGCAUGACCAACGUUUUGUGUCUGCUGUACGUCGGGUGGAUCACUAAUUACGUGUCUGAUAACGGGAACGUGAAAGUUGCGGAGAGGACACGUGAGAAAAAGUUUGACGACGAUAACAGAGGCGAAACGUUACGGAUUAUUGAGAGACUUGACAGGUUGGAGAGUGUUGUUAACCAGCACAUUCAAGAAAAACCUCUGAAGGACGGGGACGACACAGCUGACCUGUCUCUCUCAGACUCUCUUUUUGCCCACUGGGGUCGCGACCUCGGACCGGAGAGCCGUAAAGUAGCCCUGAAGAAGUUCCAGUACUACGGGUACAACGCUUACCUCAGCGACAGGCUGUCUCUGGACAGAGUGAUUCCUGACCUCAGGCCUGAUGGGUGCAGAAACAUCUCGUACCCCUCCAAUCUACCGCAAGUCAGCAUCAUCUUCAUCUUUGUGAACGAAGCGUUGUCUGUCAUUCUGCGUUCCGUUCAUUCCGCCAUCCAUCGGACGCCCCCCUAUCUGCUGAAGGAGAUCAUCCUCGUCGAUGACAACAGCAACAACGCCGAGCUAAGAGAAAACCUCCAGAGAUUCGUGGAGGAAACCAACCAGCAGCGGCCGGACUUCAUUAAAGUGGUCCGGCAUGACAAACAGGAGGGUUUGAUUCGCUCUCGUGUCAGUGGCUGGAGGGUGGCCACCGCCCCCAUCGUCGCCCUGUUUGAUGCCCAUGUGGAGUUCAGCGUAGGAUGGGCUGAACCAAUCCUUCACAGAAUUAAAGAGGACAGAACCAGAGUCAUCUCUCCUUCAUUCGACAACAUCAAAUAUGACACCUUUGAGAUUGAAGAGUAUCCUCUCUCUGCUCAAGGCUUUGACUGGGAACUCUGGUGUAGAUACCUGAACCCUCCCAAAUCCUGGUGGACACAGAAGAAUCAAACCGCGCCGAUCAGAAGCCCUGCCCUGAUUGGUUGCUUUGUAGUGGAUAGGAAGUAUUUUGAGGAAAUUGGUCUCCUGGAUGAAGGAAUGGAAGUUUAUGGAGGGGAAAACGUGGAACUGGGAAUCAGGGUAUGGCUAUGUGGAGGAAGCGUGGAGGUGAUGCCCUGUUCCAGAAUAGCUCACAUCGAGCGCGCCCACAAGCCAUACACAGAGGAUCUGGCAACUCACGUACGCAGGAAUGCGCUGAGAGUGGCGGAGGUGUGGAUGGAUGACUUCAAGGACCAUGUUUACAUGGCCUGGAAUGUUCCAGUACAGGAUUCCAGGAUCGAUAUCGGUGAUAUCACAGAGAGGAAGGCACUGAGAGAGAGACUCCAAUGUAAACCCUUUAGCUGGUUCCUGAGGAAUAUUUAUUCAGAAAUGAGAACCUACACAGAUACAGUCGCUUACGGUGUAUUGAGAAACAGCCUGAGGCCAGAUCUGUGUGUGGAUCAAGGCCCUGACUCUGACAACAUUCCCAUUAUGUACAUUUGCCACGGAUUGACGCCUCAGAAUGUGUACUACACAAAUUCCCAGCGGUUUCAUGUUGGGGGUUUGAGUCCAACCAUUGACGAUGAUGACAACAAGUGCCUGGUGGAUGUGAACGGCCGACCGCGACUACUGGAAUGCAGCUACGCCAACAAUAAGCAUAUGAAGCUCUCCUGGAUCUUUACUCUGGAAGGCUCCAUUCAGAACACAAAGUCAAAGCGAUGUCUUGAACUGGUGGAGAGUGCAGAAGCGGAGCAGGGUUACCAGCUGACUCUUCAGAAGUGCAGCAGUCAGAAAUGGACAAUUACCAACUUAUUGCCUGGCAAAGUCCUGUAAGAGACUAAAGUUAUCACUGGAUUUACAGUGUACUUAGAAGACGUCCUAUUAUUAAACACUGUAUUCACCUUGAUGUCAGGUGGACCUCGAGGACUUUGAAACAAAUCUCCUAUUUAUACUGUAUAUCAUUUUGACCAAACAAAUGGUUGGUAUAGAGAGAUAGUAAUGCUUGAAUGUAUAUUAAUGGAGAUUUCCUGCUGUGUGGUUUAAGGUUACAUUGGUGUCAGUAUAUUUAAGCACUUAUCUAUUUUGCUACUGUGUAGCACAUAUUUAAAAUGGUUUUUAUUCAGCUUUCCCUUGUUUCUCAGGUUUGUGAAUGAGGGUUGUAAUUAUUCUAUGUGAAAAAAUAGAAAAGAUAUUUUGUAUAGAAUGUAAUAAGUAUUUCUAAAAAUAAUAUAAAGACUUUUAAUUCAUCUUUCUAAAAUUUGAAAUCUAAAAUAAACAAUUUCCUGAAAUUAAACAGCUAAAACCAGUGUAGUGCUGGUUUUCACCAUUUUAAGUUGUUUUAAAUGGUCAUGGUACAUUGUUGGUUCAAAUAUAAUUUCUGGGAUUAAUAAAACCUAACGGAUUAAUUUUUGAUCCAAUGCUAGGCUGAAAAUAACCCAGAAUUUGUUUUUAUUGUACACUAAAAUGCUGGGUUAUUUUCAACUCAGUGUUGUGUCAAAAAGGGACAAGCCCAUUGGGUUAUAAUUUAACCUAUGCAGCGUUGUUUUAACCCAUUCAAAUAUAAACAUUUUCUUGGUUAAUUUAAUCCAACAGCUGGGUUCAUCCCUUUUUGACCCAAUGCUGGGUUGAAAAUAACCCAGUAUUUUUUUAAAUUGUAGUAUUUGGGUAGUUAGUCUCUCAGUCUGAACACCAGUGAUGAAAACCGAUGUUAACAAGCAAGACAUACCUGCGUGAGCAACUUGGAGGACAACCAUUCACCUUAUGCUGAUUUACAGCUAAUCUGGGUUUUAUUCUGCUUUUAUUUUAAACUAUGACACCAAAGAAACUCUGAUGAAAAUACCAAAAGAAAUGUUUGACACUUAUAUUAUUAAAAACUCAUUUUCAGGCCAGUAUCUGUUUUCAUAUAAGGAGAGUUGUGGCAGAGAUUCACCGCUCACAUAAAGUAAUUUCUACUUUGGGCAAAUCUCUUGUUUUAUCCAUCUCGUAUGUGAUGAAACCGUCAUUUUUAUUGAAGUCGGCAACAGCUGAAAUCCUAAAAGAGCUCUGAGCUGUCCAAAUCCUGUAAACCUCCCAAAUGCAUAGCGCAAAUCCUUUAACCAGGACAAACAAUUUGACAACUCAUUCGGUUUGUGAGAUGGAAAACAGAUUGAAAACUAAAAAAAGAAAAGAUUUGACCUUUCAAAGAAUAUAUUGCAGACGUGCUGGUUUUUUGCUAACCAGUGUUUUGAUGCUGUAGUGGUUGUUUGUUAUAAUAGCAUAACAACUGUAUGCUCAUUAUAAAAAAAAAGUGAAUUGUUCCCUUUAUUUACUUACAAAUAUUCUUAAAACAAUCUAUGUGAAAA